Pteronotus mesoamericanus is the source of this 1254-nucleotide messenger RNA. It is a transcript of the gene RERG, whose product is annotated as RAS like estrogen regulated growth inhibitor. The transcript has 5 exons. Gene Ontology annotation, molecular function: GTPase activity; GTP binding. Lineage: Eukaryota; Metazoa; Chordata; Mammalia; Chiroptera; Mormoopidae. Bases 271 to 870 code for a protein of 199 amino acids. The record is from RefSeq and is a predicted model, not a curated record.
GCUGGGGCCGCCGCUGCUCACAAUCGCGAUCACAGCCCAGCAACUCGGAAACGCAGCCUGCACCCUGGGCUACGCGGUGUGGGAGGGCUUCACGGUCCCGGGAGGGACCGAUUCCAAACUUGCAGGGGGCCGCCGUCCUCCCGGGCCUGGAGAUUGUGAACAGAUUGCAGAUUUACAAUGAUAUGGUGAACCCAAAGGCUGGAACCACAACGAUUUUCUCAGCUCUUCAGUUUGAACGACAGUGAGUUGAGUUGUCUACCAACCCCCAGUAUGGCUAAAAGUGCAGAGGUCAAAUUGGCAAUAUUUGGAAGAGCAGGCGUGGGCAAGUCAGCUCUUGUAGUGAGAUUUCUGACCAAACGGUUCAUCUGGGAAUAUGAUCCCACUCUCGAAUCAACCUACCGCCACCAGGCAACCAUCGACGAUGAAGUUGUCACCAUGGAGAUACUAGACACUGCUGGUCAGGAAGACACCAUUCAGAGGGAAGGACACAUGCGGUGGGGGGAAGGCUUUGUGCUGGUCUAUGACAUUACUGACCGAGGAAGUUUUGAGGAAAUGCUGCCACUUAAAAACAUUCUGGAUGAGAUCAAAAAGCCCAAGAAUGUGACUCUCAUCUUGGUUGGAAACAAAGCUGACUUGGACCACUCCAGACAGGUCAGUACAGAAGAAGGGGAGAAGCUGGCCACAGAACUGGCCUGUGCUUUUUAUGAGUGUUCUGCCUGUACUGGAGAAGGGAACAUCACGGAGAUAUUCUACGAGCUGUGUCGAGAGGUACGUCGCCGGAGGAUGGUCCAGGGCAAGACAAGGCGACGCAGCUCCACCACGCACGUCAAGCAAGCCAUUAACAAGAUGCUCACCAAAAUCAGUAGUUAGGCGGUUCCAUUCUUGCAAAGGCCCUGCUGAGGCGGGUUGGGUGAUUGGAAACACUUUCUUGCCCUUUUCCCUUUUUUUCUCCCUCUCCCCCCUCCCACUAAUAAAAGAAAUACUCCAUUCCUUGUUCUGACUCUGGGAAAUGUCUGGGCUUCCCCUUGUUCCCAGCCUCUUGUAUGUUGAGAAGUUACAGUGUUUUAUGCAAUACAGUGCUGACAAUUACUCCCUUUGCUGCUUGAAUAAAAUGUGCUUUAUUGCAGUUUGAACAUGUAAUCACCAGAGAUUCUGAAAUAGCUGGGUUCAUAUUAAGCUAUUUUUAGGCAUCUUCACUUUGCUUCAGUAGGUUGAAUUCUUUUCAAAGGCACUUUCAAAUUUCAUUUUUCAUCA